AUGAGAGAGAGAGAGGGAGAGAUAAAAAGAGAAAGAUCGAGUGUGGGAGAGACGCGGAAUGAAACAGGGACAGAGGUAUAGUCCAGGAUAGAUAGGUGUUGUAUAUAUACCUAUGUGCGGUGAGUGACGUGUGUGCCACCGCUACGUGUACAGGUGUGUGCGCGUAGCGCAGGUAGACCGCCGAUUGCAAAAAGUGCAGCGCUCUGUGGACUUUUCCAUACCGAAGAAGAACUGCGUGCGUGCGUGCGUACGUGUUGUCCGUCCGUGUAUACGUGUCUCUCUCUCUCUCUCUUUCUCCUCUUCUCUCUCUCUCUCUUUCUUCUCUCCCUCUCUCUCUCUCUCUCUUUCUACGUGCAUGUAUUUGUGCGAGAGUGCGUGCGCCGCCUUCGCGAUUGCAAAGAGACACCGGCGAGUUUUCGGCCUGUGUACCUGCGAACGAGGACGGACGAGAAUUCCGAGCGAUCGACCGACCGACUCUUCUCUCUCUUUACGAUCCACAUGAUGAUUUCGCUGCGGGAGGGGAAACGAGGGAAAGCAGGCAGGGCACUCGGAAGGGCAGCUAACUCGGUUUUGUAGAGGAGUUCCUUCGCGCGCCAAGUGUGAGGAGGGAAAGAGAAAGGGAAAAAAGAAGAUUGUAGUUGAUAUCCUCGUGAGAGAGAAGGAACCAGGAGGUGGACGUCGUGGCGCCGACGUCGAGAGGAUAUACCUACGUAGACGGCUUUACCGGAUGGAAACAACCACGACUCGUCGACCGAGAGAAGAGGAGGUAAUAGGAUCGUCCGCCACCAAGGUCUACCUUGCCGGCCGAGAGAGAUAGAGUGACAGAGAGGGAGAGGGAGGGAAGAAGCCAGAAAGAGUGACAGAGAGAGAUAGAGAGAGUGAGCGAGCGAACCAACCAACCAACCAACCAACCAGCCAACCAACCUGGUACACACGAACUCCAACUUCGCCGUUGACUCGCGGUCGGUAAAGCAUUGGGACGACGGUGGCGGUGAUCCAGCGAGACACUAGCGUUCGUGAACGAGCGCGGCUGUUGGCAGUCGCGGCUUUCUAGCGGACGUGAUAAGGACGAGUGGUGCGAUCCGGCGAGCAAAGCGGUCGACCGUGCGAGAACGAGUUGCGGGAGGACGGAAGAAAGAAGGAAAGGAACGAAGAAGCGAAUCGGCAACUAUUCAGCGACCCGUCAUAUAUUCUCCGGAUCGAAAAUUUCAUACGGUGCUACAUGUGUUACGAAUCGCGCUGCUACUUGAAGGACCGAAGGAAACUGAAGAAACCAAGAGAGAACCGGGGAGAAAGUGAAGAGAAUAAAGAAGAAACGGGGAGAAAUAUCCGAGAGAGAACGCAAGAAGAAUCCUUGGUUAGCGAUCCGGCGCUACGUGGAUUUAAUCGCUGAGAGAAAAGCAGGAGAGGAAGCCAAAAGGAAGAAAGGAAACAGGACCGAAUGUCCUUGAUGGUCCAUCCGGCGCUACAUGAUCGGGCUGAAUUCGCGACCGACAUUAAAUCGGGCAUAUCGAGGGACAUUAGAGGCGACCCACGUUUCACUCGCUCCGUUCGGCGGACAAUGCGACGAGGCGAGGAGAGGAUCAUCUACUUGCUGAUCAGCGCGAACCCGGGCGAUAAGCAGAGCUCGCCAUCUCGAGUUGAGUUGAGCCGCUGACUCGGCGGACACGGGAGCUGGCUGCUUUAACGCUUAUUAGUGUCCGCGAUUAUUUCAAUUAUCCGCGAGUAAUUUUCACGUUUACGCACAUCGUGCACGAAAGGUUCCGAUCGUCUUAUUCCACACUACCCGGUGCGCCAAUUUUGCUUUUCAACGAGAACCAAGAAGAGGAGACUCGCCGAUUUUCACGUGUACACACUGUUCGAUGCUGGCUCUUUGAGAAGAUGACCAAAAGUCCUGGAUCUUGACGAAGUGAACGGUGACGAACGAAGAGAUAGAGACUCGCGCUUCGGAGUCUCGAUCCACCAUUAUUAAUCGCUAGGGGAAUAAUCCUAGGCGGUGCCGGUUUUCUCGAUUGAUUCGUCCAGGACGAUUCCCAGGAUAAUCCUUGGAAUUUACUCCGGAUCGCGCUCUCGAUAGGACCACGAAGAUCAUCUUGUCUGUACGCUCUCGCACUCGUGCGGCGCUACGCUUGAAAAUCGUUCGGUGUCGUUGCUUGACAAAACCGGUUUCGUUCGGCUCGGCAAGUCUCGGCGUUUAUACAACGGUCGUGUGUGAGAGCGCGCUGAACGCGCGACCACGAGAGAGUGGUAGGAGUGAGAUUUAUGGAAAACGAAUUUACACGAGGUCACACCCACGGGAGCGGCUAUCUAUCUCUCUUUCUCUCUCUUUUUUCUCUUUCUCUCUCCUUUUUUUGUAUCUUCGUCUCUCUCUCUCUCUCUUACUCGCUCUUCUCCUUGUAACUCGUUCUAUCUGUCUCUCUUUCUCUCUCUCUCUCCUUCCGUUUCCCCUCUGUUCAUCUAUCAUUUGAUCCUUCGCGUUACCUCUGCUCGUAAUAACUACGAAAUCUGUGCGAUAACAGCGAAAAUCAGACGGCCAGACGUCGACCACGUUGAAGGAUCCUUAAAGAAUCGAGAUCUCGAUCGACGAGAGAACGAUACCGCUUCGAUAUAUCAAUCGGCCGGAUAAAUAUAUGCCAUACUUGCAACGGCCUUGAAGAAUUCUGUCUCGGAUCGUCGUGCGAAGAAUUAAUCGGCGAAACGAAGAUAGAUAAUGAAGCAGUUCAAUGACACAAAGUCCAAGGGAUUUAGCAAAAGGAAUGAAUUUUUGCCAACAAAAGUGAAGAUACUCAGGUCUUUAGAAUACCUAAGAUCAGACAUAACUUGCCAGGAAAACUUACGAUAAGAAGAAUUUUAUGCCGUCAAAUCGUAUUCUACAAUCGAUGCCAGAAUUAGCUAGUAAAAUAAAUGAAACUUUGGAUUACACACACGAGAGACAGCAUGAAAUCGGUUUAAUAAUUAAUAAACGUAAUAAAACUUAAAACCAUUUUCUAGAAAGAGAUGAACGUUGUACGUGAAUUACAUUUAAAUAGGGACGUUACGUUGAAUUGUAUUAAAGCGCGCGUUGAAGAUCCAAAAGUGUUUCCAACAUUUUCAAGCGUCGCAAUCGAUCAGAGUGCAUAACCAGACUGAACGGAGAGAAUCUCGAGACAAGGCUCGAAAGAAAGAAAAGGAAAAUGUCAAGGGACCUGGGUAGCCCGCGGAAGGAGCAGGACUCCUGGGACUCGCCCGGGUCGAGCGGCAACGCGUCGGUCGCGACAACGUCGACUUCGUCGAGGAAAACUUAGCCGUCUCGCUUGAUGAUCGGCUACAGUGACGAUGAAACGUGUGACGAGCGCAUCCGUUGCGGCCGCCACGGCCGCCGCGACCCAGGUGCAUCACCAGGCCAGGGUCCAGGAGUUGUUCGCUCCGGGACCGAUGUCGAUGACGACGACAACAACGACGACGAGUGCGUGCGGUUCCUCGAUCGACGAGCAAGAUAAACAAAUCACGACGAUUUCCACCUGGCUGGAACCGAAGGGCUCGCCGAAGAUCAGCCCAGGAACGAACGACGAGAACAAUAAAACUAAGUCUACGGCGAUGUCGCGACUGUUGGCCGUCGAUUCCGACAACUACAUGCUGCGUAAGGGCGCCGCGACGGCGACAACGUCGGUUAGCCACGGCGCCGCAACGCCGUCGUCCACCGCCUCCUCGUCAUCGCAGUCGACGUCGUCGUCGACGACGUUAAACGGUACCGCAAGCGUGCAGCUACAACGGCAGAUGCAGAGUCUCGCCAUAGGAUCGGCGAACGGGUCGUCGAUUCUGGCGACGUACGGCAAUAACAGCGACCACGUGAACGUCGGUCAGCUGUCAAGAUCGACGGCGACGUACGUUUCACCCAGGUGGUACACCGCCAGUAACAGUAACCAGGUGACGAGGCAGCAUCGAGAGGGAGCAGCGGCGACCCUCGAGGAACAAUCUCUGCAGCAACCGCAGUUGCAGUUGCAAUCGCGUACGACGAACUCGACGACGUCGGUGGAGGACCUCGAGGGCGAGCUUGGUUUCCCCAAGUUGGUGUGCGCGAGGCUGGUGUCCUUUCAUCGGUAUAUGUGUUGGUGCGGCACGGCGGAGGCCGUCGACGCGAACGAUCGCGCGAGUAAUAAGGGCGGCAAGAGCGGCGCGGCUACCUCGUACGAAGGGUUCAAACGAACGGUGCGCGAUGAUAAUUGUAGUAGUAGUAGUAGUCUAUGCUGCUGCAUGUGCGGUUCUCUAUGUCCCGCAGAGUGCCAUGCGUGCUUCCACAUCGUGUGUUCGGACUACAGCGGCCAGCACCUGUGCCAAUGGUCUACCAAGGGUCACGCGCUACCCGGCCAGGUUCACGACAAGGACAAGCCCGUCAGUGAGUGGACGUCACUAAACGUAGUUGAAUGGAUGUCAGCCCUAAAUCUGUACCGCUAUGCGGACGUGUUCAAGUCGAAGGACAUCAAAGGCAGCGAUCUGCCUCAACUGGAUCGAGAGAAGCUCAUGAAUAUGGGUAUAAAAGAUGAAUUCCAUCAAAAGAAUAUUUUGGUCUGCAUCGAGGAACUCUGCCAACCGUCGACGGUGACGACGGAAAUGACGGGGCCCCCGGCACUCGGCACGACAUCCGGCGUAGCCGUGGAAUCGGGCGGCUGUUCGCUCGGAGUCAACUAUCCGGGCAACAACGUGGUCAAUAAAUCGCACAAUCUCAAGCCGCACAGUUUCAGCGUCUUGGAGAAGUGCAGCAAAUGCCAUAAAUACCUCAGAGGCCUCUUACAUCAAGGCUUUCUCUGCCAAGAUUGCGGGCUGGUCGCUCACAGGACGUGUUCAGCGACGGGUUUGCCUUCCAAUUGCAUAUCGGCCGACUCGGACAAUUGUAUCAGCAGGUUUACUUCAGUGUUCGGCCUCGCGCUAUGCCUGCAAUUCGACACCGUCAGCCAAGUGGCGCCGAUUCUGGUGGAGCGGUGCACCCGCACCCUCGAGGAGCAGGCGUGCGCCGACCCGGCGCUGGACCUGUACAAAGUUUACCACAGCAGCCCGCCUAUCGAGCAGAUCCUCGAGCUGCGACAAAAGCUGACCGAAGAUGUCUGCAAAGCGGAUUUAAAUCCGUACACUCCGCAGUGUAUUGCGAGUGUCCUGAAGAAGUUCCUGCGAGAAUUGCCGGAUUCGGUGAUCCCUGUACAAUGGUACGACAGAUUCCUAGAGGCGUCAAACAUGAAAAACGACGAGCAAUGCGCGAUGCGCCUCAAUCAAUUAGUAGCUGAGCUACCGGAGCAUCAUCGUAGCACAUUGUGCCAUUUGAUGGCACAUUUCUGUCGCAUCUGCCGAUUGCAGCACGGAAGGGGCUACACGGAACCGCCGACCAUCCUCGUGCAAGUGCUCAGCCAUAUAUUUCUCAGGCCGCCCUGGGAGCGAGUCAUUCAAAUUGUUCACAACACGGAGGCACAUAUACGCAUAACGGAAAUGCUGCUGUUGCACGGUAAUUGGAACGAGAGGCUGCCGGAGUUUGCCAGUCCCCCUCAAUUGCCCCCGCGUAAAGUUUCGAGACCGCAGUUUCCAAUUGUGGACUCGUUCCCGGUUCCCGAGGACGAUGCCGCAGACAGAACGGCACCUGGCGCAGAUACUGGCAAGGACCAACAAUCGCACAGGCUGCCGCGCUCGCUUCAAGAUGCUGAAUGGUACUGGGGUAACAUCACGAGGGACGAUGUAAACGACAUGAUGAUUGAUGCAGCGGAUGGUACCUUUCUGGUACGCAACGCGUCUUCCAAGUGUGGCGAGUACACUCUGACACUGCGUAAGGGUGGGACCAAUAAACUUAUCAAGAUCAGCCAUCGAAAUGGGAAAUAUGGAUUCUCGGAUCCUUACAAUUUCAAUUCGGUAAUCGAGUUGGUCGAUUACUACAGGAACUGCUCCCUUGCGCAGUACAACUCCGUGUUGGACAUUAAACUGCUCUACCCAAUAUCGCGAAAUCAGCAUGUUCAGGAAGAUGAAUUCGCGAAUGCGACCGAUAUGACAAAGAUCCUGCAGAAAUAUGUUGAACUAGAGAAGGAAGUAAACGACGGUAUCCGGCAGUACCAGAAUUGUUGGGAUUUAUAUAACAGAACUACUUACGAAGUUGAUCUGAAGCGUCAAGCAUUGGAAGCCUUCACGGAAGCUAUCAAGAUAUUUGAAGAACAAAUCAAAUUACAAGAGAAGUUCCGGAAGGAAGCCCAGCCUCACGAGAUUUCCACUUUAAUGGACAAUUCGGAGUUGCUGAAACGAAGACUAAAGGCCUUGGAAGACAGCAAGGAACAAUUGGAGGAGAGCGUGAAGCAACAGGUUGCUUACAGCAGGACCCUCGAGAGAGAAACUUUCAGGUUGAAGGUGGAGACUGGACAGCUCGCGCGGCAAAGAGACCGCUAUGCUCUAUGUUUGAAGAAAAACGCGAUGAAACAGAACAAGAUGGACUUCGCGGUCCACUCCGACGAGAAAACAUGGCUUUAUCUGCAGGGUUCUCGUACCGAUGCCGAUCACGUUCUAAAAGAUCGACCGGACGGUACUUUCCUUGUUCGCCGAUCAAGAACGGGCCAGUACGCGCUCUCCAUAGUGUGCAACGGCACGGUGCAACACUGCAUAAUAUACGCCACUGAGCGCGGCUACGGUUUCGCCGAGCCUUACAACAUUCACGAGAGCCUGAAACAUUUGGUGCUGCACUAUGCCCAGAACUCCUUAGAGGAGCACAAUGAGUGCCUAACCACCACCUUGGCCUAUCCCGCGUUUGCGUCACCUGUGGCGCUCGCGCAGCUGCAAUCCCAGCAGAAGCAAUUGCAUAUUUACACUCAGAACCAAUUGCCAUUUGUGCGACUACCCCACGAGAAUCAGCUAGUCAUGCCGCAUACGUAAUAUUGGCAUGCUGAUUAGCAUCGCGAUCAGGAUUUGAUCGAAUCCGAAUACGUAGACGCGAAUCCUGCUGCAACAAGCAUCAGCAUUCGUUAACACGAUCAGCGAAUCCGAUCGCAUCACAUAAGCCUUCCUUGACGAGUUCGAACAUGUUCCGCUACGAAACAGAACGUUCCUUCGUUCGGGAAUAUUUUCCAAAAUCGCGUACAAUAAUUAUGCACAUAGUCAGGGGAAACAAUAUCUCGCGCGAAUCAACAUCAUAAAAAAGCGCGCAAUCGAAAGCGUGCAACCGGAUAUUUGAUCAUCAUCGAACGAUAGAUAGAUAAGUUACGAGGUCUACGAAAACACAGAGCACCUUCGACGAAACGUGUUUAAUAGCCAUAACAGUAAUUAUCGUAAGAACUACUAGCGAUAGAAUUAGAUGUACACCCGUUAUCGUGAUAGGUAACGAUCGCUUUGACUAACACAGAGGUUUCCAAACGACACGUCGCGACAUCCGUGAAAAUAUAUACGGUUUUUGUCCGAAAAGACUAAAAAAUAAGAGAUAAGCAAGUUUUCUUCCAUAUUCGAGAUGUUUAACAACGAAUUAAAAACUUGGAAGAUAAUUCCGGAAAAAUGAAUCGUGUCUUUAUUUCAGCAACGAUUAAGUAUGAUUAAAUAUUCAAAUUUUUUUACUAAAGAAUUUAGGAAUGAUACGAGAAUGAGUUAAAAAGUAGUUAAUUGCUCAUAUUUCGUAAAUAAAGAUAAAGAAGCACAAAAAAGAGUCGGGAUUUCCGGAAUAUUUGACAAAUAGCAAUUAGAUUAUCGCAUACCCAUGCUUUCUUAUCUCAAUAUGUAGAACAAACACGAAAAAAAGUAUCAAUUUUAAAAAACUGUUAAACCAAAAAGGUUUGGGAACCUCUGAGACAUAACAGGACCAACAACACCAACGACAGAUGUCACCAAUGCUCCCUCAGGAUAUGCACAACGCGGAGAGCCCUGUCGAAGGUUUACGCGGAGAUUACAGCGGAAUGAUGGCGCGACAUUACCGCCACCGAUUUUGUUCUCCGGCAAAAUGUAUUUUUAAUUUUGACGCUCAUCAUCGCGCAGAAUUGAUCCGCUCGGAAGCAUCAAUCUUGCAAGAAUCAUGUCGUCGUUUUGACGACGAGAUAAUUCGCCUCAUUUGUGUAGAUUCCAUUGUUCAAGUAUAAUCAGGGUAGUCAUAUCUCUAUCUAUGACCAUUUAUACUUUUCAACUGAAUGUUGCUAUACAUAAUCUGUAUAUAUUAAUUUUAUAAAUGAAAAUUAUAUAAAAACAAUUUAUAUUAUCUGCUGCAAUGUCUAAUGGUAUUUAAAAUUUGUUUAAGUCGUUAAGAAAAAUGUCUCGAUUUUUGCGGUCAAGUCUUCGUAUUUAAUCGCGGCAAUGAACGAAAUAUCUCGUCGUCUUUCCGCAGUGGAUCCCGACGAAGUUUCGUCAUCGAGAGCUUUUUUUUAUACAUUAGAUUUCGGAUGGCUGCGCCAUAAGCAGAUUGGUGAAGAAGAAUAUAUAAAUAUUAUCUGUGAUUUCAGAUUGUCUGUGAGCGGGGAGAAGAGUUAUCACGUUUGUCGUUUCCGAUCACUUUUGUCCCUAGUUUCUUAUCGUUGCCUUUGUUUUCUUCUUUUUCUACACUCCUUUUCUCUUUCCUCGAAUGUACGUGAGCUUUUUUUCGCCAAAAAUUCAACCCUUGCGAUUAACGAUUAACGCAUCGAAUCGAUCUUUCUCGCUAUUCUCGCGGAUUUGUUUCGGAUUUUGAAAGAUCUCGAAGGGUAGCGACAAUGAGAGGAAAAGAUCAGAACGCAACAAAAAUUUAGAAUAAAGAAUGCAUAAUUUUAAAAAAUAUUAACAAUGUGUGAAGAAAAACGCAUUUGAAGAGACAACACACUCGAAUAAUGCUAAUUUUUUUCCAGUGUAAGAAAUAAUAUCAAUGUAGGAAUAUUUAUUUGUAUUCCUUAUGAUUCUAUUGUAUGCAUCGAUAAAUAUUUAUUAUCUAUUGUUAUUAAUUUCUUACAUUUACUUUUCUAUAAUCUUUUGCAAUUAUUUCUCAAUUGUGUCCUGAUCUGAACCAUCACGAAGCAAAAUAAAUGUACAAGCGCGUGCCUGAGAAAUCUCAUGUUUACAGAGCGGUCGGUAAAUGUUGAGAAUGUAUCAGGAACGCUUUUACAUGUUCAGUGAGAUUGAUAGUCCUCGAAUUCCUCUCGCGCUACCAUAUAAUUGAUGGAGAGUUAACGUGAAUGCAAGUUGACAAAGAUUUGAUCUGAAUAAAUGAAUUUUAUUAUAAGUAU
Messenger RNA from Nylanderia fulva, 9173 nucleotides. It is a transcript of the gene Pi3K21B, whose product is annotated as phosphatidylinositol 3-kinase regulatory subunit alpha. Gene Ontology annotation, biological process: signal transduction; regulation of GTPase activity. The record is from RefSeq and is a predicted model, not a curated record. NCBI's taxonomy places the organism in Eukaryota, Metazoa, Arthropoda, Insecta, Hymenoptera, Formicidae. Gene Ontology annotation, molecular function: GTPase activator activity; protein binding.